ACCUUUGACAGCACCUUCCCGGUGACAGCGGAUGCUGUCAGUUUCAUCACAUUGAGCGAUCGCAGUUUUGUUUACAAUUUUCAGCAAAAGGCACGUAAUCUCGAGCGCGUUGUGAAAUCAGCUAAAUAAUGACUUCCUCAAUCAUUCUGGCCGGUUUGGGCCUGGCCGUGGUAGGAUACGGUGGUCGAGCUCUGAUGCGCCAAAUGCCGAAUGCUGCGACGAAAAUGCAGGAAGCUCUCAAAAAUCUGCCCAAAUUUGAUGCGGAAAUGAUGGCCAACUCGAAGUACUAUCGUGGAGGGUUUGAGCCGAAAAUGAACAAACGCGAAGCAUCGCUAAUUCUCGGCGUAAGCCCAUCUGCAUCCAAGAUAAAGGUAAAGGAUGCGCACAAGAAAAUUAUGCUGCUGAAUCAUCCUGACCGUGGCGGUUCACCGUACCUGGCUGCAAAGAUCAAUGAGGCAAAGGAUUUUCUCGAUAACGCGAAGUAAAGGUUAUCGUAGCACAGAAACUGUGGUUUAAAAUUGUACAAAGAAACUGGCUUUAUGGUAGCGUAACAAAGGGUAGCAAUAUUAAAGUUAAAGUAAAGUUACUUGUUUAUCGAAACAAAGCACUUGAACCAAAAUUGGAAUGGAGGAAUGGUUUGAAGAAAUGAAUGGUUGGGGGAUGCGGUUCUUCGUAAGAAGUUAAACUUACUGCGAAAAUGUAA
Molecule: messenger RNA, 703 nt
Organism: Anopheles stephensi (Asian malaria mosquito)
Lineage: Eukaryota; Metazoa; Arthropoda; Insecta; Diptera; Culicidae
Product: mitochondrial import inner membrane translocase subunit TIM14
Exons: 3
Coding region: 129-485 (118 amino acids)
Biological process (GO): protein import into mitochondrial matrix
Cellular component (GO): PAM complex, Tim23 associated import motor
Molecular function (GO): ATPase activator activity
Source: RefSeq, a predicted model, not a curated record